AUGGGUCCGAACUUCAAAAUUCGGAAUGAUGAGCUCUACGAACCGCCAAUCAGCCGCAAAGGUCGAUGUUUGACAUUCAAGAUGAAAAUUCUCGCCUGGUUAAAUUUUAUUAUCAAUCUAUUCUGUCUGGGCUAUUACGUUCUAAGGUUUUGUGCCGCUACGGAUCGAAUACGAUUCUUGCUCAGUUUCUCCUCAUUAAUCGACCUGGUUGUCAUUCCAAUGUCGCUACUGGCCGUGUUCCAAUCCCACAGACAUGCAGAUCUGAACUUUCUUCGUGCCACUUGUAUUUUCAACUAUGUGGACGUGCUGACAUUUCUGGGAGUGAUCAAAUCCAAUCGGAGUAUUCAAUCUGCUCGAAUUCUGUUCGCCUUGUUCACCAUGUGGAUGGUGNUGGUGGGUAGUGGAGUGAUGCAUGUGAUUGAACACUUGGGUGAUUUCUGGGAAGACACACCACACGAUGGAAGUUGGUCGUAUUUUGAAGCAUGCUAUUUCCUCCUGGUCACUUUAUCAACCGUGGGCUAUGGUGAUUACGUCACGCACACAGCACUCGGAAAGCUGUUCAUUUGCAUCUUCAUCCCAGUGGCCAUGGUAAGCGAUUGA
Echinostoma caproni is the source of this 600-nucleotide messenger RNA. NCBI's taxonomy places the organism in Eukaryota, Metazoa, Platyhelminthes, Trematoda, Plagiorchiida, Echinostomatidae. The record is from the annotation of a GenBank genome assembly.